Messenger RNA from Microtus oregoni (creeping vole), 4701 nucleotides. It is a transcript of the gene Prr36, whose product is annotated as proline rich 36. NCBI's taxonomy places the organism in Eukaryota, Metazoa, Chordata, Mammalia, Rodentia, Cricetidae. The record is from RefSeq and is a predicted model, not a curated record. The transcript is spliced from 7 exons. Bases 527 to 3598 code for a protein of 1023 amino acids.
GAGAAGGAGCAGGUGCAAGAGCUGGAGUAGGGGGACUGUGAGGGUCCUUAAGGGAUUUCCCUACUAAGCAUCUCUGGUUAAGUCUUUGGUCGUUGGACAGAGCCACUGAAACAGGCCUCCCCCGGGGUGGUCACAGGGAGGCAGCACGCGCACCUCCCUCGUAGGCGCGCCUCUUCUCUCAGCCCCCCUCGGCGCGCUCCCGGCUCUGGAUCAAGCGCGAGCACGCGCAUCCUGGGCUCUCCCUGCCCGCGGCUGAGGGGCGGGGCCGCGGCCAGGCUCCCCAGGCACUGUCGCCUGCAGCCCCCUCCCCUUGCCUUCUCGCCGCUCCCCGCCACAGCUGCUCCGGCCCAGCCCCACCCCAGGCGACCCUGCGUGGAGCGGCUCGUGGCCAGAGGCGUAGGUGCCUGGGGAACCUGGGGGAGGACGCUGGUGAAUCCCACUCGGUGUGCGUUCGGAGGACCCUGAAUCUGGAAGUCCUGUUUUGGGGGACUGGUCGUUUGGGUCUCCGAGAGGCGAGGGGUGCAAUAUGGACAAGAGGGAUAAGGUCAAGGCAGGAGCUGCCCUGCGGAUGCCAGUUUCACGACCUCCAGGCCUUCUGACCCCUAAGCCUCCUGGAUCCCCUCGACCUCCUCCCCCUGUAACCACCGCUGCCCUUCGAGUCCUGGAAGCAAAUGGAGCUGUGGGGCGAAGGCCCCCGGUGGAGCGAGCCGCGGGCAUCGGCAAAACAGCUCUUCCACAGACAGCUGUGCAGGGGGCACCAGCGCGCAGCAGCGUUGGGGCAGGUCCUCGCAGCACAGCCUCCAGGCCCGCAGCUUCUGGGAAAGGAGAGAAGGCCCCGGUGAAGACCUCCGGCCAGGGUUCUAUUUCUAGCUCCGGGCGUGCCAGCAGUGGGAUCACCAGACCAGGCCCUGCUGUCCAGAAGGGACCCCAACCCCCGACUAAGGAGCCCGUGGUCAGAGGUAAAGCACCAGAGGCACCCAAAAGGAACACUCUGAGCUCUGGAACGCGAAGAGAUUCUUUAGGACCCACCUCAGGAACCUCUUCUCCUGCCAUCCCUCGUCGGUCCAGACCUCCGGCUACAGAGGUGGGAAUUCCUCGACCAGUUCCCAGUGCCCGGCAGCGUCCCCUGACCACCGAGGCACCCAGGAAACCUGUGAGCAGUGCUGUGGAGCGCAGUGUCCCGGAGCUGAGCCCAGCCUUGAAGAGGCGCUCUGCCGCUGGUGGCAGCCUGCAGAAGCCGGCCUCCCGUUCCCUGAGCUCCAGUGCUACUCCUCAGCUCUCUCCAGCUCGCUCUGGGGUCUCUCCACGUGCCACCCCCCGGGCUCCUGCACACACCUCUCAGCUCAAGUCGAAAGGGCAACAAGCUCUGCGCCCACCCCAGACCACAGUCCCAAGGAAGGACAGAACCUCUGCACAGAGUCUACUUUCUGCUUCAUCUUUAGUCACGCCCGCUCCACCUGGAGCCUCCACACCUCAGGCUGCCUCUGUCCAGGUCCUAGAGGAUCCGCUGAAGGCCGCGCUCCCUCCCUCUCCACCCGCCACCCCCCCUCUACCUGCUGCUCUUUCACUCCAGGCCCAGUCCUCAGCACAGGCAACACCCCAAUCACAGGCCAUAAACUGCCCACCAUCACCUCCCCCGCUUUCUUUGCAGAACCUCCCCUCCCCACCAGCCACGCCCCCUUUGCAAGCUCCACCCACAAGCCUGGGUCCUGAAGAGGCCUCUGACUCACCCCCACCAAUGGCCGUGAUCUCUCCAUCGCUUUCACCUCUUGUCCAGAGUAUGCCCUGCAACCAGGCUUCUUCAGCUUCUCCCCCUCCGGAGACUCUCUCUGCCACUCCUUUCUCACCUACACCCCCACCUCUAGCCACGCCUCCUCCACCAGUCCUUCCUUCACCGCCAGUUUCCCCGCAGAAUCAGCCUACGCCCCUGAUCACACCCUCUCCGUCCACUCUGUCCGCUCUAACUACGCCCCUUUUGCCGGCCAACUUUUCUGGGUCUCCUCUCCUUCUCCAGGACACGCCCUCUAAUCGAACCACGCCUCCUUUGCAAGACACUCUGUUUCUGGCCAUUUCUCCUCCAGUUUCUCCCUCCCCUUCCUCCUCCCCACCUCUGAAUGUCCCUCCCUCUCCCGUGGUCACGCCUCCUCUGAGGCUCUCACCACCCCUGAUUUUGCCCACUUCACAGGCUUCUUUGUCGACCUCGACACCCUCCCGGGCCUCGUCGCCCCAGCAGGCCACGCCUGCUCCUUUGGUUGUGUCACCGCUGCCGUCCCCACUGCCUUUGGGCUCACCCCCUCUGAAGGCCUCGCUCUCUGUCACGCCCACAUCCCCUGUGCAGGCACACUCUCUACCCUCGCCUCCCUUGCAGGCGCCUUCUCUGGCUACAUAUCCUUCGCCUCUUCCCUCGUCCCCGGCCUCACCUCCUCUGCCAGCUCUUCUCUCACCUCCUGCUUCACCUCCUCUAGAGCGCCCUCUUUCUCCUUCACCCUUACCUCCGUCUCCCUUGGCAACGCCCCCACCAGAAGCCCUACCUUCACUGGAUUCACCCACUCCUCUGACUUCGCCCCCUCCGCAGGACCCCUCUUCUCCGGCUUUGCCCUCUCUGCAGGCUCCCUCCUCCCCGCCGGCCACGGCGCCACCUCCCCUACAGGUUCCCCUCUUGGCUUUGCCUCCUCUCCAGACCCCGCCCUCUCCUCUGGCCACGCCCCCUCCUGGCCUGACCUCGCCCCUUGUUCAGCCUCCUUCUCCUCCUGCCUCACCCCCACUGCAAGCUCCUCGUCGACCCCCGACUCCAGGUCCAGAUGUCCCGAUCUCAAGUCCACGGCUGACCCUGUCGCUGGCCCCUGCCCCGCCACCUCCACCCUCGCGAAGCCCGUCCAGUACACUGAGUGGCCCGGACCUGGCAGGCCACAGCAGCAGCGCCACGAGCACGCCGGAGGAGCUCCGUGGCUACGACAGCGGGCCCGAGGGCUGCGCCACAGUCUCCCCGGCCGCAGACGCGGAGCUAGCGGCCUGCCACCCGGCCUCCUGGAGUCGAGGUCCUGCUCCACCGUUGGCAGUGCGUGGCGCUCCAGGAGUUCCUCUGCCGUGGCCUCCCGCUGCCUGCGCGGGCUCCUCUGACGGCCUGUGCACCAUCUACGAAGCUGAAGGACCAGAGUCGGUGGCCCCUACCCCUGGAUCCCUAGAUGCGGAACCGGAGCCGGAGCCGAAGCCGGGCUCUGGCGGUGGGAAGGCAACUGCUGCCCCGGGCUCAGGAGCAUCCUCGAGAAGCCCCAAAUCGGCUCGCCUUGGCGAGCUGCCGCUAGGGGCGCUGCAGGCGAGCGUAGUACAGCACCUGCUGAGCCGGACGCUGUUGCUAGCGGCAGCCGAGGGUGCAGCUGCCGGCAGUGAAGGAGGUUCAGGAGGCCCAGGGGGUGGUGGUGUCCCGGGGGGAUCCCGGGCUCCGCUUAGCGAUGCCGAAUUGGGCCGCUGGGCCGAAUUGCUGUCUCCCUUGGACGAGUCGCGUGCCAGCAUCACUUCAGUCACCAGCUUCUCCCCGGACGACGUGGCCUCCCCACAGGGUGAUUGGACUGUAGUGGAAGUGGAGACUUUUCAUUGAGCCAGACCCCAGCCCCGCUCAUCAUACACAUACCGCUUUAGAGUCCACCCUUCCGGUUACACCUCUUUUGCCUUAGUCUCCGCUCUCACUGGAUGGAUAUUUUUUUAAACCUCUAGAGCCCAGUCUUUGGGCCCAGGCCAUGCCCCUAUCCUUCCUUGGUUUAAGCUUGGAACACACCUACAAGUAGGCCUAGGCCUUCCAUUUGCGCUUGUAUUUGGCCUAAGCCACAGCCCUCUAAGGAGCCACGCCACACCCUAUGUUCAGUGGAUAAAUAGCCUCGCAUACCAAUAGCCUCAUUUUCAGUAAAACCAGAGAUGCUGGCACCUGGGUGCCAUGGUGAUGGGAGCUGGGAAAGGGCCACAUAUGUAGCGGUGCAGUUCAAAGGUCCAGGCUACACCAUGCUGCUGGGUGUGCCUGAGCAAGUCGGAGCUCUGGCUGAACAGUGUGACUUGUCUACAGCAAGGUGGUUGGUGAGAUAGUGGUCUUGUGCUCUUUUGGGUCACUUCUAAUGAAAACGUUAGGCCCAGGGAGGCCUGAGUGGAUGAGCUGGUGAUCAAACUGGGGAGCCACCAAAGCUCUUCUAACCCUGGAUGUGGGGUAAUUCGCUCUCCUGGGUAUCCCUUGUUACAGCCCCUAUGCCCUGUGUGCACCCCUUCUCUUUUGUGCUUGAGUUGGGCCCGGAGGAUGAACUCGAGUGGAGAGGAAGGGUGAGUCCUUGCCUUCAUCUCUUACUUCUCCCUCUGUGAUGGGUAGUGCCAAGUUGUAAAAUGUGAAAAACCCCUGAAAGAUGGGCCCCUUGGCAUGCCUGUCGGGGGGGGGGGUUAGCUUGCUUAGGCUUAGGUGGAAACACCUACCCAUUGUGGGUGGCACCAUACCCUGGCUGAGAUCCUGGGCUGUGUAAGCAGAGAGCUGGGCAGCAGCAUGCAUUCACUGCUCUUUGUGACUGACUGCUUCCAGCUCCCGUUACCUUGACUUCCCCACAGUGAUAGACUGUACCCUGAACUGUGAGCCAGAAUAAACCCUUCCUCCCUUAAGUUGCUUUUGUCAAGGUGAUUUAUCACAGUUAAGGGAAAUAAACGGAGACAAUCUCCCUCUCCUGCAGU